CUUUGUCCCACACUUGCACGAACUGUGAAGAGCUGACUAACACCCCUCUCAAGUUCAACAGGAGGGCAGUGGAGGAGGUGGUGCGCACUGUUGAGUAGUUUCCUAGUCGUCAUGACGACCUCACACCCCACCAUCUCCAGAGCUGUCUUCCUGUUGCCACGGUGACCUGAGCCCGUUCCAUCUCCACUCCUCUCGAUGAUCCGGAUUGGGCUGAUAAAGGAGAGCAAUCCAGGAGCGCCUUCUCCUUUCCCUGAAAACAGCUUGUGGAUGGGACAGAGGAUCACACGCUCGGACGAGGAUCGGAGGACGGGAAGGCGCUGCGUGCUGGGAAUGCUGUGGGAGUAACACUGGAGCGUUGCCUGGAAACAGCAGCAUGCCAGUACAACAGAUAACUGUGGUUCCGGCAAGGGAGACUGCCAGCAACGGCAAGCGUGCUCCUCGCUCCAAAGACAAGACCGAGGGGAGGAAGGCCCCUGGGCGCUCGGGGAGUCGAUCCAGCAACAUCUCCAAGGCCAGCAACUCAACAGCAGGACUAACUACAGCUUCAAGAACAUCAAUCACCCCGUCUUCUCAGGACAUAUGCAGUUCUGGCCAGCUGCCCCGUUUAGAAGAAGAUGCUUCUGAAUCUCACAAACACAGCAAGCACACACACACCUCUGUGAUGACAGUCACCAGCACAGCUCUGGGCUCGUCCGCCCAGGCCCAGAAGAAGCAGGUGAAGCGCCGUCACCGCCGCAAGAGGAGCAGCUGCACCGCCCUCAACUGCGUGGAAAGCAACGCCAAACAGGAGCAGACCGACCGCAGCCUCAGCUCUGACCGCAGCGAGCGCGGGGAGAAGAGGGAGCGGCCUUCAAAGAACCGGAGGGAGCUCCCUCCUCGCCUCCGCUGCUCAGGGCCGCAGUCAGACACCACCUCUGAGGAUGAAGCGUGGCGUGAAGCCCGCAGCUGGAGCAAAGAGAAAGCCCGAAGAGUGCGCCGCCGCAGCGGAAGCAGCCGAGAGAGAGACGGGCCAAACGCGGGUAAAACAGGGAAAGACAAAGUGGAGAUCAUGGAGCUGCAGUCGCUGGGCUCAGAUGAAGGGAAGGAGAACCAGACUGUGUUGGAGGAGGGCGGAGGCCUUAAGAAGCGGCACAGCAGUAGGGCCUCGAUGAAGAGAGACGGCCACGUUUCACCAAGGGAAGGAUCGCAGAGCAGAGACAAGGAGAAGAGCUACAAGUCACGCAGCCCAGAAGGCAGCUCCUCAUUGGCGGAGGACGGCGAAGAGCUCAUCACUAAGAGAUACCAGGAAAGGGGGUCGGGGGGUGGGGACAUGUCAGUGCCCACACCACAGAAACACUGCGGGAUGAAUGGAGGCGCGCCACAGCCCUUCUCUGAUGACUCUGAGCUGGAGGUCUGCAGAAUCUGCCACUGUGAGGGGGAUGACGAGUGCCCGUUGAUAAUGCCUUGUCGCUGCACGGGGAGCCUGAGUUUCGUCCACCAGGGCUGUCUCAACCAGUGGAUCAAAUCUUCAGACACUCGCUGCUGUGAACUCUGCAAGUUUGACUUUGUUAUGGAGACGAAGCUCAAACCUUUACGCAUGUGGGAGAGGCUACAGAUGACGAAGAACGAGAGGAGGAAGAUCUUCUGUUCAGUGUUGUUUCACCUGAUAGCAAUAGUGUGUAUGUUGUGGUCAGUCUACGUUCUGGUCAAGAGAACCAUUGAAGAGAUCAGACUUGGGAAGAACGAGAAUUUAUGGAGAGUUUCUCUUCUGAAGUACUAUUCGCCACAGGGUGUGCUGGAGUGGCCCUUCUGGACCAAGCUGAUUGUGGUGGCCAUCGGCUUCACAGGCGGCCUCAUCUUCAUGUACAUCCAGUGUAAAGUCUACCUGCAGCUGUGGCGCCGCCUCAAGGCCUUCAACCGCAUCAUCACCGUGCAGAACUGCCCCGAGAAAGGCCUGCACAACUGCCAGGCCCGGCCCAGCGCGCUGACCAAUGGCACGCACGAAACUGUGGAGGUUCCAGUCAGUCCGGCCCCCGUCGCGGCUCCAGAGCCACAGAUGGAUUCAGACAUGUCAGUGGAGGACGCAGUGGCGCCGGCCCAAAACCCCGUCUGACUGAUUCUCCUCCCACUCGAGAGUCCUGACUCACACCCGGCUCAUCCGACAACACGAGUUGGUGUGAGAGCGGCGUGAUUUAGAGCCGUACAGUGUUGUAGUGUUCAGCUCCUGUGAUUACUGAAUCUUGAGACGCACACAAAGGAUGGAUUUUAAAGUCCUUCAGUGAUCAAGGAAAAACUGAAAGGCUGAAGGGCUGCAAGUGAAUGUGUGAAGGAAGGAAAGUGCUAAUGGAGAAAAGAGGAAGUGAGAAGAUGUGAAGGGACAGGAAAAUAAAGCCAUCAGCAGGAGAAGUUUGUAAAAACUGUAGUUAUGUGAUACAUUGAGUUUUAUUCCUGUAUGCACUUUCUCAAACUGCACUGACACGAGUCCUGUGGAUGCUAUUAAAGGUCUCAGUAUGCUUCAAACGACCCGCAGACGAGGUUCAAAAGCAUUCAUAGAUUUAAAUGUGGUGUCUCAGAGACGAUAAAGUCCCUCCUCACAGACGUUUAUGGCGUUCAGUUGUACACACAAGACGAGAUGAAGAUGUAGUAAUGUGAAGAGCUUGAGGAAAGAAGUUACCUGAAGUGGAUAAAGGCACAUGUGAAAGUGGGUUUCAGAUGCUGUUACCACCAAAUUCCACCGGGCACGGGUGUGACAUGUUCGAGCUGCGCCGUGGCGGCUGGAGCUGGAGACAAGCCUCGUGAUUCCACCAGAAGCGUCUCUCCGCAGAGAAUACAGUGUCGAUCUGUUUUUGACAGCUCAAGCAGCACCGAGCAGAUCACAGACACAGAAACAUCAUAGAGAAUCUGGUAAGUUUUCAAAAUAAAAUACCCCGUGCAGACUGUGGAUUUAAUUUCAAGCUACAGCAACAUUGUGGCACCAGAAGUCAAUCAGUCAGAGAAGAUUUGACGAUGAGAAGUUCAUCCUGGAAGUGGAAAAACACACCGAUUUGUAUCUUUUUUUAAAGGACAAAAUACAACAACAGCGGAGAGACGAGACGUUCUGCUUCUGACGCGCGUGGAUCACGGACCCGAACCACGUCACAGACGCGACAGCAUAAAGCCGCGUCCGGUGGAAUUUCAGGGUUUAGACAAUCCAACAAGCACUUUGUUUGAAGCAUACCGAGGGCUUAACUCUCCUUCUGGACAAUCAGGUCUUCAGACACCAAAGAGUCAGGUAUCAUCAGUAGAGAAAUUAUUAUUUGAACAAUAUCUUUAGCUCAGUCUGAAAAAAAGAUUAAUUUAUUUACUAUCAUAGGAAAGUUAUAAAUAAAUAUUUCUUUAAAAAAAAAAAGUAAAUCUCAAGUAUCCCAGUUGUUUAUUGACAGUUUGCAGCUUUAUGUGGUCCCGCUCCGCGAGGUCCCCGGUAUUUAUACAUUGAUGUAACUAAAGCUUUCAUGGUCGUCAUCCGUUAGACUUUACACACAGUGCGAGUGACCAGUCAACAAGGUGACUGUUGUUUACACUUGUCAACUUUUCUACAGGUUUUAAUUUUUACCAUCGUCACUGUCACAUCACAGGCAAAGUUUAUUUUCUCUGUCUUAUAUCCACCAACAACAUGAGAACACCCAACAUCAAUGUCAGAAACCUUUUUUCUUUCCUAUCCGGUUGGUUAAAGUUGAAUAUUCAGGUUACACGAUGGAUGUUUGUUUGUGCAAUAAACAAUGAAUGUAGAAUCCCUCAAA
This is a messenger RNA of Dicentrarchus labrax (European seabass), 3758 nucleotides long. It is a transcript of the gene marchf1, whose product is annotated as membrane-associated ring finger (C3HC4) 1. Lineage: Eukaryota; Metazoa; Chordata; Actinopteri; Moronidae. Gene Ontology annotation, cellular component: cytoplasm; late endosome membrane; early endosome membrane. Gene Ontology annotation, molecular function: ubiquitin protein ligase activity; zinc ion binding; MHC protein binding. The record is from RefSeq and is a predicted model, not a curated record. The transcript has 9 exons. Gene Ontology annotation, biological process: antigen processing and presentation of peptide antigen via MHC class II; immune response; protein polyubiquitination. The coding region runs from base 374 to 2092 and encodes 572 amino acids.